UUCUUCUUAGCACAUCCCAUCUUACUUACCCCUAACUAACCCUUACCCACCAGCUUCCAUAAGAACCUAAACCUAAACCCAAACCCAAACCCAGCCACACAACCAUGCCCUCCGGCCACGUCCAAGCCACCGUCGGCGACACCGUAGUCGCCGAGUCCGAGACCUACGAGCUAGUCGAGGGCAACGUGUACUUCCCGCCGUCGUCCCUCAAGCCCGAGUUCUUCAGCAAGACAGACCUGCACACGCACUGCGGGUGGAAGGGCGACGCGGACUACUACACGGUCAAAGUCGGGGAUACGGAGCUUGCGAAUGCCGCGUGGUACUAUCCCGCGCCGUUUGACAAGGCCAAGCAUAUUAAGGACUAUGUCGCUUUCUAUAAAACUAAAGUGGACGUGACAGCAGUAUAAAUAAAUCUUGGUAGUUUUAUAACAUCUUGAACUCUGGUUGCGGAAGGUGAAAUUAAGGUGCCAGUAGUAUUUAAUAGAAACAACAGAUAGGAGAGUGGCUUUACCGAUAGUAACUCUACGUAUAAUCAUAUCGAUAUUGACUCGACUAUACAUAAUUCCUCACUUACCUCCCACCCUCAAAAUCAUUUUUAUAUUCUACCGGACUUCUCUCAUUAAAAAAAAUUAAAUCACACCCUUCGAAAUCACAACCACUCGCUAGGUAGUAAAGUUGUGUAUAAAAAUGCUAUACCAGAGCUAGCUACAAGAAUCAAAUAGGACAAGUACCUUAGGUAGCUAGACGAAUAGAAAAAAAAGGCAACGAUUGAA
Daldinia loculata is the source of this 773-nucleotide messenger RNA. RefSeq names its product DUF427-domain-containing protein. The transcript is spliced from 3 exons. Lineage: Eukaryota; Fungi; Ascomycota; Sordariomycetes; Xylariales; Hypoxylaceae. The record is from RefSeq and is a predicted model, not a curated record. The coding region runs from base 105 to 407 and encodes 100 amino acids.